Molecule: messenger RNA, 579 nt
Organism: Sparassis crispa
Lineage: Eukaryota; Fungi; Basidiomycota; Agaricomycetes; Polyporales; Sparassidaceae
Exons: 5
Coding region: 1-579 (192 amino acids)
Source: RefSeq, a predicted model, not a curated record
AUGAAGACCUGCAAAGUUGCAAGGCAUGUAUGUUUUGUCAACGGGAUCGAGGCGAACACGUAUCUUAGCGACGCGUACUUGGAGACGACCUUCGAAAUUCUUUGGCGGCUUUGGAAAGCGGCAGGAGGGCCCAUUGUGAAGGGUAAGAGCAAAGCUGUGCCACCGUCAGAUGCUCACACCAUGUCCACCACCGGUAUUCCCGAGUCCUCCGCCGCCACUCAGACUUCUGGUGUCUCCGCUUCGGCUGAUAACGCUCAAUCCUCUCCUCGCACCAGUUCCCCUGUGAACGAUUCAGUCCCCUCCAACUUGUCUGGCACUGGCAAACCGGAGACCGACACGAGAGACUCUGACCCGAGUACAUAUCUCAACCUACUCAACAGAGAUGAGUUGUUCGAAUGGAUGAUUGAUCGGAAGUUGGCGGGCAACGUGAAGCUUGGCAAGAAGAGUUCCUCUAUGAAGAAAGACAAGCUGGUAUCAAUCAUUCUCUCUGCCGAAGCAACGGGCCAGCCAUCGAAGGCAGAAGUUGAGACGAUCGUGCAGCAGCAUAAGGUCAAGAAGAUGGCCGCUUCGAAGGGUUGA